GACACCUCUGGGAGUAAAUGAAGGGUUGUGAUUGUGUUCUUUCUCUGUAAGACAUAACUUAAACCACUGAGCUUUUCCAUUGACAUCCAGCGCACUGAAGCAGCAUCACGAUGAUGAUCAUCUCGCAUUUGGUGGCUUGUGGACUUAUUCUGACUCUUCUAUCAGUCAGCACGGAGACAAAACCACUAACGCAGGCAGAACAGACGUCCCUGCGGAUGCUGUUGGGAGAGGAGCUGUCGGAGUUCCUGGCGUCCGAUGAGAGUCAGAGGAGGAUGUUGGAGAACAGAGUACGUCUGCUGCGGGACCUCCGCAUGGACACUCGGGCCAAGGGCCCGUGGCCUCGGAUCAUGAACGAGCAGCCCGGAUCACGCAGACCCAAAACUGGAUCUAAGAAGGGAGGAACAACGGCCAGAAGCGGAUGCUUCGGACUCAAGAUGGAUAGGAUAGGGACCGUGAGCGGAAUGGGCUGUCAACCGUCUCAUUACCCGUCUGCAAAUAAUCUCUCAUGAACGAAUCACGAACGUCAUCGAUUUGGGACAGAACGGACUUAGUUGCUCCUCCUCGGAGGAAAAACCUACAGAACCGGACUAAUGGUACGAAGCCACUACGAGAAGCAUUUGUGGGGACAAUGAAACGUACAACUGAAAUCCAAUAAUUCGAUCAAACAUAUGUACAAAAUAAAAAAAAGAAAACCACACACACAUGGCAGACGAUGUGGAUAAAAGCUGUAUAUUGUUGCUGCUGCUGCUGUACAUUCAUGUAUUUCAUUCUCGCAUAAAUGUAUUUAUGUUUUAAAAACUAUUUAUAUGUUUAUAAAAGAGAUAUUUAUAAAUAUGAGUUUUAUUUAUGUAACAUUUUGAAAUGAAUGCAAACUGCAGGUCAAUUCUGUUUGUAACUAUUUUGUCUCUAAUAGUUGUAAAUGUUUUAAAAAUCAUUAAAAAA
Molecule: messenger RNA, 942 nt
Organism: Labeo rohita (rohu)
Lineage: Eukaryota; Metazoa; Chordata; Actinopteri; Cypriniformes; Cyprinidae
Gene: nppc
Product: natriuretic peptide C
Exons: 3
Coding region: 111-509 (132 amino acids)
Biological process (GO): cGMP biosynthetic process; receptor guanylyl cyclase signaling pathway
Cellular component (GO): extracellular region
Molecular function (GO): hormone receptor binding; hormone activity
Source: RefSeq, a predicted model, not a curated record